This is a messenger RNA of Wyeomyia smithii (pitcher-plant mosquito), 898 nucleotides long. RefSeq lists its product as uncharacterized. The transcript is spliced from 4 exons. The record is from RefSeq and is a predicted model, not a curated record. NCBI's taxonomy places the organism in Eukaryota, Metazoa, Arthropoda, Insecta, Diptera, Culicidae. The coding region runs from base 142 to 693 and encodes 183 amino acids.
AUAUUUGCACAUCUCUUUCAAGUGGAAUACACUUGAAUAUGCCCUAAGGUUUCAUUGUAGUGAUUUUCAUGUGCCAAACACAUUCGAGUCAUCUGUUUGGUUUUUGUAAGUCAAGUGGCAGCUGUAUUGAACGAAAAAAAAAUGGCGAGUAAACACAGCAGCGGGUCGCGUUCUAUUGUAGAUGUUGCUGGAUUCCCGGAUUAUAUACGAAAGUUUUUACAAAAUUCGGAAGUAAAUGAAAGCGAUCCAACGGCAAUUUUACAACUUCUAAUCAAAUCUAACUUGGUGACGCUUGUUCAGCAAGAGGGCAACGAAACGAUAAUUUCGAUAAAGCCCGAUGAGGAUUUACCUCUGGCUUCGCGAGAAAAUUUGGACAGGGACAAUUCCACUUUGGAUUCACCAGCCUGUGCGAGCUCAAUUCUGCAGGAUUGGGAAUUUACGCAAGAGGAGUUGUUGGUACCUGAUGCUCAGCCUGUUAGAGAUAACGUUGUGUCAAGGCAAAAUCGAAGCAAUUCUACCGGAAAUAUAUCUGUGAUCUACGUGAGUAAUAUUUUUUUAUAUGUUCUAUAUGUGGAACAUUUACUUCAAAUCAAACUUUCAAUCGAGUCAGAUUCGAUGGAGUUUGAUUUUGAUGACGUACUCAAGGAUACCGUUGCGUUCGAUCGAAAGCCGAAACUACUUCGCAUUCAUUAAUGUAGGUGUACGUUUCUAGCCGAUUGUCUAUCAUGCCUAAUCCACUCAAUCGUGCCACUGCAAAUUGUGAACAACCACAGUAAUAAUGAAUUAACUUGUGCAACUUCGUGCUUUCAGUGCAAUAUAUUUAUACAUGUAACCUACGCUAAACUAGUCUAUCAUCAAUUGUUACAAUCUAGUUUGAUUUGUCGUGAAAUUUAUAUGC